Molecule: messenger RNA, 1947 nt
Organism: Trypanosoma grayi
Lineage: Eukaryota; Euglenozoa; Kinetoplastea; Trypanosomatida; Trypanosomatidae
Product: putative coiled-coil domain-containing protein 13 isoform X1
Exons: 1
Coding region: 1-1947 (648 amino acids)
Source: RefSeq, a predicted model, not a curated record
AUGGGCAUGCCGAACAGCGAUGUAACCAAGGCGAGCGGCAAUGACCCGUACAAGGAGGAGAUCGCCCAGCUUCGCGCAUUGCUGGAGCAGGGCGGCCUCGACGGCGGUGUGCUGGAAGGGCGGUAUUUAAAUCAACUGAAGCGUGCACGUCAGCUGGGCGUGCAGUUAGAGUCGGAAAAGGCACAAAACCGGCAGCUUUUGGCGCGUGUGGCGGCGCUUGAGGCAGAACGGCAGCAAGAAAAUCGCAGCAAAGGCGGCAGCGAAGGUGUGUCGAGGAGUCGUGUGAAGCAAGCAGAGGGUGGUGCAUCUGAGGAAAGUGGAGAACAACAGAACAACAACGCUGCUGGAGCUAUUUCUGCCCUUCGCGAACGACUCGAACGGAUGUAUCUGCAGCUGAACGAGAGUAAGGUACAACUCGACGAGCAAAAGAAGGAAACGCAUCGGUUACGGAAGAUACUGCAGCAGGAGGUAGGCGGUACGCCAGAGGAGCUGGAGGCGAUGUUGAAGAAUACAGCGGAGGGCGGAGGCGGUGGGGGUUGGCGUGGGCGCGCGCAGCAGAUCGUGGUGUUGAAAAGCAAGGUGAAGGAGCUCGAGCGGGCGAUGGCAGCUGCCGCUGCACAACAGGCCAAGGAAGAGGAGGGCGGCAGCGGCAGCAACGGUGGUGGAAAUGCUGAGGGGAGGGCCAUGGGGGCUGCGUCUGUGACCACGGACAUCACAACGGCACGCGGUCUCUUGACGAAUCGCAACCGUGACAUGGACGAUGUGGCGCGGGAGCGGGUGGUGGAGCUGCAAAACCGGCGGCUCUUACAGCAGCGUGAGCUGCAGGACGCCCUUGACCGCCGCGCGGCGGAGGUGGAGGUGCAGAGGCGGCGGGCAGAGGCGGCGCAGGCACGACAUGUCAACCUUGAGGCAGACAAUCGCACCCUCCGCGAGUACCUCCAGGCGGUGAUGGAGAAGACGGAGAAUGACAACGCCCUCAUUGAUGCCUACCGCGAGGAGAUGGACGAGCUUCAGCGGGCCUUGCACGCCGCCAAGGUGGAGCUGCAGGAGUGGGAGGCGUGGGAUGGAAGGGGGCAGUCCAAAGGAGGUGGCGGGGGUGGCGGAAAACCGAAGAGAGGCGAGCCGCGUGUUGGCGCGUACCGACGCGCGAGUACGGAUGCGCUUGAUGCGGAUACAGCAGUUGCACUCGCGGGUGCCGACUUGGCGAUUGAAUUGAACCAUUUGAAGUUGGAGAACGCACAGCUGCGUGGCCAGCUUGCGCGUGUUGCCGCAAUGAAUAACAAUAGUGGUGGUGGUGGUGGUACCGGUGGUGAGAGCAGCGCCACUGUUGAGAAGUCGCACGACGCGGAUGACGACACAGCACUCGUGCUUCACUGGCUGAGGAGUGUCGCCCCUGUCCCUGCAGAAGCCGGAGCAGGGGCAUCAGGGAGUAACGACUGUAGAUGGCAGGCACGUGUGGCAGAUGUUCUUCGCCGGGCGCACGGUGCCGUGUGUCUUUUGGAGCAGCAACGCCAAGAAGAGAACGAUCGGCUUAGUAAGUGCUACGAGAUGAUUCGGCACCUGCAGGACGACGACAAGCACCGUGGCGGAAAGGUUCUGAAGAAGAAUAAGUCUAAUGAAAAGGAGAAGGGAAAAGAGGAUGGGCCUGGUGCGGACACCGAUGAGGAGACCGGGGCAGUGGUGAACGUCAUACUGCAGGAGAACCGCGCGUUGAAGCAGCGUGUCAAGAUGCUGCAGGAGCUGAUGGAGAGUGAGCGGAUGGCGUACGAAUCGCUUCGCACCGCGUCGACUCCAUCGCUGCCUGCAGAAGCAGCAAGAGGGGAGGGAGGAGGGGGAAGUACGGCGGCAGAUCCGGUGGCGUUCCAGCAGCUGCAGCGCCAAUACGAGGAACUGCGCGUUGCCUUCAAUAAUCUUCAAAAAGAGAGUCUUCGACGAGGCGGUGCGUAG